AUGGACGCGGUGUGGACCGCGCCCGCGUCGCGCGCGGCGAUCGCGCGCGCGGCGCAGACGCGGAAGAGCGCGUCGCGAUCGGCCUCGGGCGGCGCCGCGGCGUCGAGCGGGACGUCGACGCGCGGGCGCGAUCGAGUCGCGCGCGUCGCGCGCGCGAGAUUUGGAUCGAUGCGGUGCGAGCGGUUCGUCGCGGUGGCGUCCGUGGGGUCGGAGAGCGCGGUGACGCGAGCGCCGAGACCGGCGUACGUUCCGGGGGUUAUCUCGGACCCGAAGUACGUGCGCGUGUUCGACACGACGCUGCGCGACGGUGAACAGAGCCCGGGAGCGACGCUGACGAGUCGCGAGAAGCUGGAUAUCGCGACGUCGCUGGCGAAGCUCGGUGUGGACGUCAUCGAGGCCGGGUUUCCGAUCGCGAGUCCGGACGAUCUGGAGGCGGUGCGAGGCAUCGCGAAAAAGGUUGGCAACGAGGUGUACGAGGAUGGAUACGUGCCGGUUAUUUGCGGGUUAUCGCGAGCGAAUAAGAAGGAUAUCGACGCGGCGUGGGAGGGCGUUCGUCACGCGCUGCGACCGCGCAUUCACACCUUCAUCGCGACGAGCCAGAUCCACAUGGACUACAAGCUGCGCAAAACCCCAGAUGAGGUGGUGCAAAUCGCCGUGGACGCCGUCAAGUACGCUCGAUCGCUCGGGUGCGAGGACGUGGAGUUCUCGCCGGAAGAUGCGGGUAGAUCCGAUCCUCAGUUCUUGUACCGCAUCCUGAACGCCGUGGUCGAGGCGGGGGCGACGACGUUGAACAUUCCGGACACGGUCGGGAUUUGUUUGCCGGAUGAGUUUGGGACGCUCAUCAAGGGCAUUAAGGAGAACGUGAAGGGUGCGGGGGAGACUGUGGUCAUCUCUACACACUGUCAAAAUGAUUUAGGUCUUUCCACGGCGAACUCUUUGGCGGGCGUCGCCAACGGUGCGCGCCAGGUUGAGUGCACCAUCAACGGCAUCGGAGAGCGUGCGGGUAACGCGUCGUUGGAAGAAGUCACUAUGGCCAUCUUCAUGCGUGGACAAGAGCGAUUGAUGGGUGCCUAUACGGGUAUCAAUCCGGUGUACAUCUACCCGUCGUCUCAGAUGGUGAAGAAUUUCAGUGGUAUGGCCAUUCAGCCGCACAAGGCGAUUGUUGGCGCGAAUGCAUUCGCUCACGAAUCCGGCAUCCACCAAGACGGUAUGCUCAAGAAUAAGCUCACGUACGAAAUUAUCGCUCCGGAGCAAAUCGGUUAUUUCCGAGGCGAGGACGAGUGCGGCGUAGUGAUGGGUAAGCACUCCGGCCGCCACGCCUUGUCUUCCAAGUUGAAGCAACUCGGCGUGCCGAUGGAGGGUGCGGCGCUCGAUGAAGUCUUCAACCGCUUCAAGCUCGUCGCAGAGACGAAACUCGGUGGGGUGAACGACGACGAAUUGUUGGCAAUCGUGCGUGACGGUGAAUCCGUCCAAGAUCCGGCGUGGUCUUUGGAAACCGUUCAAGUCGUGUGCGGCACCACCGGUUUGCCCACGGCGACGGUGAGGAUGAACAACAGAGAUGGCACUCAACACAUCUCCGCCGUGGUCGGCACCGGUCCGGUCGACGCCGCGUUCAAGGCCAUCGAUGCGCUGGUUGGUUUGGACGUCGUACUCACCGAGUACCGAGUCACCGCGGUGACUAAGGGUAUUAACUCGAUGGCGGAGACUACCAUCACCAUCAAGCCAAAGGAGGGCGUGGAACAAAAGCUCGGCACGGAUGUCUACAAAACCAACGUCCAAACGGGCGAGAAGACCAUGCGCGCGUUCACGGCUACCGGUGCAGACACGGAUAUCGUCGUCUCGUCUGCGCGUGCCUACGUCAUCGCGCUCAACCGUAUGGUUGAGUACGUCGCCAAGGCGUACGUACACGCCGAACCCGUCAGCCGAUGA
Messenger RNA from Ostreococcus tauri, 1929 nucleotides. RefSeq names its product 2-isopropylmalate synthase, bacterial-type. Bases 1 to 1929 code for a protein of 642 amino acids. The record is from RefSeq and is a predicted model, not a curated record. The transcript has a single exon. Gene Ontology annotation, molecular function: 2-isopropylmalate synthase activity. Lineage: Eukaryota; Viridiplantae; Chlorophyta; Mamiellophyceae; Mamiellales; Bathycoccaceae. Gene Ontology annotation, biological process: L-leucine biosynthetic process.